AUGAUCAAAUUGAAUAAUUUUCAAAAUCUAGAGGCUAUUGAUUUAUCUAAUAAUUUGAUUUCAAAACUUGAAAACUUGGAAUCUUUGGUAAACUUGAAAAGUUUCAAGUUUACAAAUAGCAAACCUUUCUUUGAUUGGAACUAUUUUAACGUCAAAAUUGAUAAAAUUGAAAAUUUAGACUGUUUAAUCAAUUUAAACUUUCUAGAUUUAUCAUAUAACGAAAUUAAUAAAAUAGAAAAUUUAUCAAGUUUGGAACGCUUGACUUAUCUAAGUUUAUCUACAAAUAAAAUUCAAAAAAUCGAAAAUUUAGAAUCAUUAUCCAAUUUGAAACAGCUAGAUUUAUCUAAAAAUUAUAUUGAAACCACAGAUUUUUGUUACUUUAAUAUUACUCAUAAUCUUGAGAAUUUAAAUCUUGCCAAAAAUAGUAUUGAUGUUGUUUCUAAUUCAAUUGUAAAUUUAAUGAAUUUAAAAAAGUUAAAUCUUUCUUUUAACCAAAUUGAAAAUGUUGAUGUUAUAAAUUUUUUAAGCAAUUUGGAAGUACUCUAUUUAAAUAAUAAUCGAAUUAAAAAAUUUGAUAACUUUACUAAUUUACAAGUGCUAAAACAUUUAGAUUUGUCUUUCAAUAAAAUCAAUUCAAUUAAAGGAAUUGAGUAUCUUUCUAGACUUAAAAUUUUGAAUCUUUCCUCAAAUAUGAUCGAUAAAUUAGAU
This is a messenger RNA of Ascoidea rubescens DSM 1968, 708 nucleotides long. RefSeq names its product L domain-like protein. The annotation marks the transcript as partial. Gene Ontology annotation, molecular function: protein binding. NCBI's taxonomy places the organism in Eukaryota, Fungi, Ascomycota, Saccharomycetes, Ascoideales, Ascoideaceae. The record is from RefSeq and is a predicted model, not a curated record. The transcript has a single exon.